UAUCGAAUGUAAAACAUUUGGUAAUUGUACUGUAUAAUCUUAGAUAGAAAACUCGCUAAAUUUCUACCAUUAGUAGCAAGGGAUCUGGAUCAACAAGAGAUCGAGGUCAGUGGGCGAACGGGACGUGCGACACACACAAGCAUUCAACCACUGUCUAUCAUAAAUCAUCUCAACGAUGCUGUUGGAAGUCGUACUGGCUGUGGUGGUCCUGGCAUUAACAGUGGUGAUAUGGACUGUGGUGAAAUCCAAACGCGUGAACAUAGAGGACCUGGAGAUAAACGGCACGAGACGACCUUUGGGGAGAUUUGAGAAAUUUAUGGCGAAAGGUCAUGGGUCCAAUGCAACCAUAGCGCAUGCGUGUAUCGUGUCAUCGAAACAUCCUUUAUCGUCGGGUCAAGUCCAAAAGGCAGCAGAGAUGUUGACCGAUCGUUACCAACUGCUACGCUCGCGUGUUGAUGACUCCGAUCCUGAAAAACCAUGUUUCGUGCCUAUGGAUAAUUUUACAGUUCCCAUGAAAACGGUUGAUUCCACUUCCUGGCAGGAUGUUCUGGAAGAACGUGUGAUGGCAAGAUACAACACGACAACUGGUCCGCUCUGGUCUGUUAGUUUUCUGCCCAAAGUUCAGUACAAAGUAGGACUGGAUUCUGAAGUGGAAGAUGCAGAAUAUCCAUUUCUGUGUGGCGUCGUGUUUGGUUUUCAUCACGUGAUCAUCGAUGGCUGCUCUCGUAUUCGACUGGCUGACCAUUUUCUGACGUAUCUAGAUGACGUCAUCAAAGGAGUAGAUACACAUGUGGAACCAAUGAAAAUGCUACCCGCCAUGGAAUAUUAUACAGCUGAUGAAAUAACCCCUAGUUUUUUCUUUCAGGUAAUUGACUUUGCUAUGAAGUGUCUCAUUACUGUACCAGGGGUCCAUAGUGUCUUCCUAGUGCUCUUUGGACAGAGAAAUGUUUACACAGAGAAAUGUGGCUUGGAAGAGGACAAAAAUCCUAAUGUUGGUAAGAAAACCUGCAUAAUCCCCAUGGAGUUUUCACGGGAAGACACAAGCAGGCUUUUGACGAAAUGUAGAGAAAACAACGCUACCGUUUAUGGAGCUGUCCAAACGUCCGUGUCGCUGGCAUUUGCAAAGCUCUUGCAAGGAGGGGAGAUAACCAAAGAGAUGGAAUUACCAGUUGGCUGCACCAUCAACUUAAGACCUUUCAUUAAAGAUACUCCAGUUCCCGCAGACUGCCUUGGUUCAUAUUUUGCGCCCAUGCGCAUUAAGCAAACCAUCAAACCCUUACAGAUUCAGAAGUCGCAUGAUGACUUUUGGAAAAUGGCGUCACAGGUAACCGAGUUGAUAAAGAAUGCGCAGAAACAAGGACCUGCUCAAAACUUUAAAAAGUACACUAGUCUCAUGGCCCACUUGAACCUGUUUAAAGACCGUAGAUGCCCGGUGAUCUCAGCACUUACCAACCUCGGCAAUUGCAAAUUCCUGGAACGAACUCUUCAAAGUGAGGUGAAAUUUCGGGCCAUGCAUUCAUGUACUCCAGAGCACGACUCUGGCCCUAUAUUCUCAACUAGGGUCAUCACGUUUAAUGGACAGCUGUUCUGGACCAUCUGCUAUUACACCAAUGUAACAAGCAGAGAGCGAGCGAUAGAAUUCGCAGACUUAGUCAAAGAAACUUUGAAAGAAGCCCUAACGUGAAACUAUAGAACAUUAACAAUUUAAAAGCCAUUGGACUUUUAGGAAUCUUACCACUAUUGCUUUUACAUAGCCGAGGAUAAAAACAAUAGCCUGUAUAAUUAAUUAUGUGGCAAUAAAAACCGAGAAACAA
Gigantopelta aegis is the source of this 1814-nucleotide messenger RNA. RefSeq lists its product as uncharacterized. Bases 176 to 1684 code for a protein of 502 amino acids. The transcript is spliced from 2 exons. Lineage: Eukaryota; Metazoa; Mollusca; Gastropoda; Neomphalida; Peltospiridae. The record is from RefSeq and is a predicted model, not a curated record.